AUGGGCCCGCUGCGCCAUGUCGCCGCACCCCCAAAGCAGAGGACUGAAGACAAAGGCCGAUCCUCAGCCUCCGAGCAGUGGAGCCCCCCCCCACCCCCUGGACCUGCCCGAUGCGUGCUGCCUGAGCACGUGGUGCUGGAGCUCGGGGACAUCACCCCGCAGCCUUGGAGCCCAGCUGGAGCCUACGGCCUUCCUGGGCUCCUAAGUGGGCCACACGCCGCGCCCACGCUCGUCGGAGCAGCCGUGCCCUGCGCCGCCUGGGUCACUCCUCAGGGGGUGGUCUCGAAGCCCUCAGAAACGGAGGCUACCGAGGUCCUUUCACAGCUCGCACCCCAGGCCCCCAGCGUGUGGCCCCAGCAGCAGCUGCGGGAGUUGCUGGCCGUGCUGAAGGCCGAGCAGGCAGCGGUGUUUAAGUUCCCGCUGGCGCCGCUCGGGUGCUCGGGGCUGGGUUCAGCGUUACUGGCCGCAGGGCCUGGACUGCCCGGCGCCCCUGGCACACCGCACCUGCCGCUUGAGCUGCAGCUCCGUGGGAAGCUGGAGACGCCCGGCACCGGGGAGCCGGGCACCAAGGCCAAGAAGGGGCGUCGGAGCCGCACAGUGUUCACCGAGCUGCAGCUGAUGGGCCUAGAGAAACGCUUCGAGAAGCAGAAGUACCUCUCCACGCCCGACAGAAUAGACCUCGCGGAAUCCCUGGGCCUGAGUCAGUUGCAGGUGAAGACGUGGUACCAGAAUCGGAGGAUGAAGUGGAAGAAAAUAGUGCUGCAGGGCGGCGGCCUGGAGUCUCCCACCAAGCCCAAGGGGAGGCCCAAGAAGAACUCCAUUCCCACGAGUGAGCAACUCACGGAGCAGGAGCGCGCCAAGGAGGCGGAGAGGCCGGCGGAGGCGCCAGGCGAGAUCAUCGACAGGAGCCGCGAGGACUGA
Molecule: messenger RNA, 921 nt
Organism: Puma concolor (puma)
Lineage: Eukaryota; Metazoa; Chordata; Mammalia; Carnivora; Felidae
Source: RefSeq, a predicted model, not a curated record